AUGAUCGGUGCAAGCGCUGUGCCAGACUUGGUGGAGAUUGGGUAUGAGAUCACGCGACCAAAGGGCAAGUAUGUCCAAGGUGGCAUACCGCCGCCAGGCUAUGAGAAGGAAUUCGGUGUGGCGGAGCGAAGCAUCGGUGCUGUGGAAGGGCUGGCGAACCCGUGGCAGUAUCUUUUUGAGACGAUUGGCUGGUAUAGGGACAAGCGGUUUCCGGAUGAAAAAUGGUGA
Molecule: messenger RNA, 228 nt
Organism: Fulvia fulva
Lineage: Eukaryota; Fungi; Ascomycota; Dothideomycetes; Mycosphaerellales; Mycosphaerellaceae
Exons: 2
Coding region: 1-228 (75 amino acids)
Source: RefSeq, a predicted model, not a curated record